Molecule: messenger RNA, 762 nt
Organism: Gallus gallus (chicken)
Lineage: Eukaryota; Metazoa; Chordata; Aves; Galliformes; Phasianidae
Gene: DPCD
Product: deleted in primary ciliary dyskinesia homolog (mouse)
Source: RefSeq, marked validated
GUUGCCGUGGCGACGGGCCCCGUCCGCCAUGGCGGUGCCGAGCUGGCUGGAGAGGCUGCGGGCUGCCAGCAAGACCGCGCUGGUGCAGGACGCCCCUGCCUUGCUUCUAGGGAAGCGGAAGAUCCACUACCAGUUUGAGGAUGGGAAGGAGAUGGCUGAAGAGUACGACAUGAAGACCGGCCAGUUAGUGAGUAGAAGGUGGCGAGAGAAGAACACCCUCGGGGGCACUGGCAAGUGGCAGGUUGAAGUUGGAGACCCAACUUUACCUCUCCUGGGACCAUUGGAAUCUGAGCUCAUAAAGGAAAGCAGCUCUAAUCCUGUCUUCAUGAGGAAGGACACCCUGACCAGCUUCCAGUGGCGGAUCCGUAACCUGCCCUACCCCAAGGAGGUCUACAGUGUCUCUGUGGAGAAGGAGCAGCGCUGCUGUGUCAUCCGGACCACAAACAAGAAGUACUACAAGAAGUUCCCUAUUCCUGACCUGGACCGAUACCAGCUCCCCCUAGAUGCAGCUGCCCUGAGCUUCACCCAUACCAACAACACUCUGAUCAUCACGUACCAGAAGCCAAAGGAGAUCCUGGCUGCAGAAGAGGAGUUGCAGAAAGAGCUGAAGAAGAUAAAGGCAGCAAACAGUGGGGAUGGUGACUGCAAGACCCAAUAGGCAGUGGCUGCUAAGAGGCUGAGGUAUUAGGGACAGCUCCCUGCCACAGCUUCAUGGUAUUUAUUUUGCCUUUUCUAAUAAAAAUUAGUCAUGUUGUUAAUAGA